ACUUGACGGAGGCGGCGGAGGGAGACGCGGUGGCGGCGGUGGAGCUCGUUCACCUUCUGAAACAAACAGGAAGCAGAAGGGCGCUGCUGCUGCUGCCGCCGCCGCCGCCGCUGCUGCUGCUGUUGUUUCUGCUGCUGUUUCUGCUGCUGCUGCUCUGUCACUCUGACCAUUAUCCGUUCAACUAACUACUGCUUCGUGAAGACACUCACUAUUUAGCAGGAACUUUCACUGGCUUGUUGGUUUGCCCGGGACUUUCUUCCGCGACCUCGCACCUCGGAGUGACUGAAGAUGCAGUUUCCCAGAUGCUGUCCACACGUCCCCAGUGAGGAGCAGAGACACAGGAAAUAAGAGAAUCUUGGAAAGAGCAGGUCCUUAUGGUUGAGGUGGUGGGUGGAGCCCCUUGCCAUGCCUCCUGCCAUGACAGACCUCCUGGACAUAUGGGCGGCCCACUCUCCUCUGGCCGGACAUGCUCCAGACCAGAUCACUGUGGACUUUCUCCUGCCCACUGGAAUCUACAUCCAGAUGGAUGUUCCACGUGAGGCAACCAUUCAGCACAUCAAGCUGCUCUUAUGGAAGCAGGCACAGACGUUGCCACUGUUCGCAGCCCUGGGCGAGAUGGAGAGCCACAUGUUCCAGUGUGUCAACCAGGCUGCGGUGCACGAAGAGCUGGAGGACGAAACCCGCCGGCUGUGCGACGUUCGGCCCUUCCUGCCGGUCCUCAAGCUGGUGAUACGCAACUGUGGCCGAGCGGAGCGUCUGCUGGAUUCCAAAAUAGGAGUUCUCAUCAGCAAAGGCCUCCAUGAGCUGGACGCCAUCAAUGACCAGGAGGUGAAGGACUUCCGCAGUAAGAUGUUUCGUCUGAGUGAAGAGCGGAUGCAGCGAGUCUACGCGAUGACGUGCAAUGAGUGGCUGCAGGCGUGCUUCUCCCCGCUGCUGGAGCCAGUCCCUGCAACGCCAGUCACUGAUGGAGCGAGUGAGCGGUCAGCUGACCUGAAAGUCAUCAUCCACUUUGAGCAGUCUCAGGACUUUGCCGUUCUGAAGGUGCCGUCAUCCUGCCCCACCAUGGAGCUGAUGGAGCUGGCUGUGAAGAAGUGGCUGACCACCCACGGCCCUGAGGAGGAGGCGUGGACCACUCAGUACAUACUGAGGCUCAGCCAGAGUCUGGAGUUCCUCUGUGGAAACCACCCACUCAUUCAAUACAAGUAUAUCCGCACGUGCUUGCAUUCCAAGGAGUGUCCCCGCCUCACCCUGAUCCACCUGAGCACUGUCAAAGCCAUGUUUGAAAAGGAGAUCUCCACCAUCGGAGCUGUGGUCAGCCGCAAGUCCUCCAACCCCCCGUUACCACUACCUCCCAAGAGAAGGGUUCCCACGCAAGUGCAGACAUGUGUGUGGGACGUGUCCACCCCGUUCAAGAUAGUCCUGGUGAAUGCCAGUAAGGUGAACGCAGAGGAAACUGCCAAGGUCCAGGUGAGGGCGGGGCUCUUCCACGGCACAGAGCUCUUGUGUAAGCCGGCAGUGAGCAGUGAGAGCGGCGGGCGCUCGGACCACACGUGGAAGGAGAGCACGCUGGAAUUUGACCUCUCGGUGUGUGACCUUCCUCGCAUGACCCGCCUCUGCUUCGCCAUCUAUGCCGUGAUGGACAAAGUCAAGAAGCAGAAGUCCACCAAAAACCCACACAUCAACAAAUACCAGACCAUCCGCAAAGCAGGGAAAGUGCACUAUCCUAUAGCCUGGGUCAAUACCAUGGUGUUUGACUACAAAGGCCAACUGAAGACUGGAGAUAUCAACCUGUACUGCUGGUCUUCCUUUCCUGAUGAACUUGAAGAGAUGCUGAACCCCAUAGGAACUGUUCAGACCAACCCGUACACUGAGAACGCCACAGCGCUGCACAUCUACUUCCCAGAGUACUCGUCACACCCCGUCAUCUUCCCUCUCUUCGACAAGAUACUGGAGAAAGCUGCAGAGAUCGCUGGAGCCAGCGACUGUGCACCUAUGGGUCGCGGGGGAAAGAAGUUCCACAUCGAGCUGAAGGAGAUCAUGGAGCGUGAUCCGCUCUCGCAGCUGUGUGAGAAUGAGAAGGAUCUGAUCUGGACACUACGCGGCGACUGCUGGGAGAAUUUCCCUCAGUCUCUGCCCAAGCUGCUGCUGUCUGUGAAGUGGAGCAAACAUGAGGACAUGGCCCAGCUCCAGGCACUUCUUCAGAUUUGGCCCAAACUGAGUCCCAGAGACGCUCUGGAGCUUCUGGACUUUAACUACCCUGACCAGUAUGUCAGAGAGUAUGCAGUGGGCUGUCUGCGUGACAUGAGUGAUGAGGAGCUGUCACAGUACCUGCUACAGUUGGUGCAGGUGUUGCGUUAUGAGCCGUACUAUGACUGCGCCCUCACCCACUUCCUGUUGGAUCGUGCCCAGUGCAACCGCAAGAUAGGACACUUCCUCUUCUGGCACCUCCGGUCAGAGAUCCACAUGCCAGCUGUUUCGGUCCAGUUUGCCCUCAUCCUGGAAGCCUACUGCAGAGGCAGCAUCCCUCAUAUUGAGGUUUUAAAGAAACAGGUGGAAGCACUGAGCAAGCUGAAGUCAGUCAAUGAGCUCAUUAAGCUGGGAACCACCAAAACGGCCCGAAGUAAGACCAAGGAGGCCAUGUUGACCAAGGAGGCCAUGAUGACCUGUCUGAGGCAGAGCGGUUACUCAGAGACGCUGUCUGACCUGUACUCCCCUCUCAACCCCAGUGUCCUGCUGUCCGGUAUCAAUGUGGAGAGGUGUCGCUACAUGGACUCUAAGAUGAAGCCAUUGUGGAUUGUUUACAACAACAAGCUGCUGCUGGGAGACACCCUGGGAAUCAUCUUUAAGAAUGGAGAUGACCUGAGGCAAGACAUGCUGACGCUGCAGAUACUGAGGCUGAUGGAUCUGCUGUGGAAGGAGGCCAGUCUGGACCUCAGGAUCGUACCAUACGGCUGUCUGGCGACGGGGGACCGCGCCGGGCUGAUCGAGGUGGUUUCAUCCGCAGACACGAUUGCCAACAUCCAGCUGACGAGCAGCAACGUGGCAGCAGCCGCCGCCUUCAACAAAGAUGCUCUGCUCAACUGGCUGAAGGAGAGGAACUCUGGCGACGCUCUGGACCGUGCCAUCGAGGAGUUCACACUGUCGUGUGCAGGCUACUGUGUAGCUACAUACGUCCUGGGCAUCGGAGACCGCCACAGUGACAACAUCAUGGUCCGCAGCAAUGGACAGCUCUUUCACAUAGACUUUGGUCACAUCCUGGGAAACUUCAAAUCCAAGUUUGGCAUCAAGAGGGAGCGCGUGCCCUUCAUCCUCACACACGAUUUCAUCCAUGUCAUCCAGCAGGGGAAGACGGGGAACACGGAGAAGUUUGGCAGUUUCCGUCAGUACUGUGAGGAGGCCUAUCUGAUCUUGAGGAAGAACGGGAACCUCUUCAUCACAUUGUUUGCCCUCAUGUUGACAGCUGGACUGCCAGAGCUCACCUCAGUCAAAGACAUCCAGUACUUAAAGGAUUCUCUGGCUUUGGGUAAAACCGACGAUGAGGCGCUGAAGCAGUUUCGUCAGAAGUUUGAUGAGGCCCUGAGAGAGAGCUGGACCACCAAAGUGAACUGGAUGGCUCACAACGUGGCCAAAGACAACCGGUCCUAGAGCAGAUGUCCCCACCACCAGGCCGAGAGGACACGUGUCUCGUGUGUGUGUGUGUGUGUGUGUGUGUGUCCACACACACACACACACACACACACACACAUACCGCCUUUAUUUAAAAAAAAAAAAAAAAGGGAAUUUAUCAGCAGAUCCCAAACAUGAGCAGACCCCGGACCCGCCCCGCCCCCCUGCCCGAACAUUUGUGGUCUGAUGACAUUUCAGUAACGUCACUGCAGAUUUUGCACAGGCAGCAAUAGUGGGCGGAGCCACAGGAAGGGAAGAGUAGCAGCCACACUGGAGACGAAGACGACGUCAUCGUCACUCUGAGUGGACUUAAACACUCUGCGUGGACACAUGGCUUGGCCACGCCCACGAGAGAUGGAUGUGGGAAUGCAAAAGGAGCCCCACGUCUUUAAACUCCUCCCACAGGAAGUGCAUGUUAACAGUCUCGCUGUCUCCAAACUGUGCCUCAAAACUGCAGAAAGAUUGUAUUUUUUUAUGAGUUUUCUUGUUUCUUUCUUUUUGCCAUUUAUGAAUUGACCAUGAGACUUGUAUGUGCCAGACUACUUCACUAGCCCACAAAACACAAAUAAAACAUUUCAAUUAAAGACGCCCUGGACGCUUGGACAUCAGGUCAUAUGGACUAUUAUCAUUAUUAUUAAUAAUAACACUGGAAUGUUUUUCAAAAGACAUUAAAGAGGAAGUCUGGGGUUUGUGUGAGGUACUGACCGUAGCACUGGUUAAGGGCCGGGGUCACACUUUCUGAGCCAGUGUAGCCACAGAGGUCAGACUCUUCCUCUGAUGAAAUACACCGUCACCGUGGAAACUGGCUUCAGGUUAUAUGAGGAAGUGUACUGACUCCCACACUUGAACAACGCCACGCUCACAGAACACAAACACCUGCCAGGGCUGACUACAGCGACAACAUGCUGCGAUUUAAGUGGAAUACGAGAAUCAUCUCGGUCUAAACUGAAGCACAGACACCAGCUUACGUCCACUGUAUUUCUGCUUUAUCUCACUGUUCCACGGCCUUUUCUGCCUGGUAACUCAACUUACUCCCCUACACCAAAGUCCUUAGAGAACGUCUGUGAUUUAACAUCACAACACAGUAGCGUAUACACAGCAGUAUAUCAACAGCUUUAUGUUCAAAUGUGUUAUUUUGUGACUUUUAUUGACACAAACGCAGCAGCUGCUGUGUCGCUGUGACUUUCUCUCUGGACUUUGGUGCAGGAGCGUGAGUGAUUCACAGACUGAAUGAUCACUGUAAUUUCCAACAUUAAAACGUUAGUAUUAGAUGAAACGACGAUGUGUUUUUUAAUGUAUUUAUAUGAGAGAAUGUGAGUUAUCACGAGCCCACUUUUCUUAAAGUCUAAACACUUGUCGACGUUUAUCAUUUCUGUUCAUACUUGUUUUCCAUGAUCUGAAUCUAAACUCAACGCAUUUAUGUGCCGCACUCUCUUUUUAUCAUUAAGUGUAUUUGUUUUUCUACAAGCAGGUGUGGGAGGCGGGGUCUGUGGGCGGGGCUUCUCAGUAGGGAGAUGACACUGCAAUGUAAAAGCUAAUUCCCCAACGUACGGCGUUCCAUUUUCAGUGCAAUAUGCGAGUGUAUGAUCCGUAUCACAGGCCAAAAAGCCAAAAAGAUGGUUUUAGUCUGUUGUUGGUUUAUUUGUGACGCGUCACCAUCUUCUAAAUGUCUCACACACUGGAUAUUGUCAAAUGUACAGCUUUUGUUUCUGUGCAUUUCUGGCCUUUCUUUGUUUUAUUAAAGUUCAUUUCCACUCGG
This is a messenger RNA of Solea solea (common sole), 5425 nucleotides long. RefSeq names its product phosphatidylinositol-4,5-bisphosphate 3-kinase, catalytic subunit beta (gene pik3cb). Gene Ontology annotation, biological process: phosphatidylinositol-mediated signaling; phosphatidylinositol-3-phosphate biosynthetic process; cell migration. The record is from RefSeq and is a predicted model, not a curated record. The transcript is spliced from 24 exons. NCBI's taxonomy places the organism in Eukaryota, Metazoa, Chordata, Actinopteri, Pleuronectiformes, Soleidae. Gene Ontology annotation, molecular function: 1-phosphatidylinositol-4-phosphate 3-kinase activity; 1-phosphatidylinositol-3-kinase activity. Gene Ontology annotation, cellular component: plasma membrane; phosphatidylinositol 3-kinase complex; cytoplasm. Bases 406 to 3645 code for a protein of 1079 amino acids.